Phytophthora sojae is the source of this 1026-nucleotide messenger RNA. RefSeq lists its product as hypothetical. NCBI's taxonomy places the organism in Eukaryota, Oomycota, Peronosporomycetes, Peronosporales, Peronosporaceae. The record is from RefSeq and is a predicted model, not a curated record. The transcript has a single exon. The coding region runs from base 1 to 1026 and encodes 341 amino acids.
AUGAGCAAGGUCAACAAAGGGUUCGCCUACGUGUACAACACGCCGCGGGAAGACCGGAAGAUUGCGCGAGUACUGAGCGGUUGGGAGGCCGACGCAGCUCCUGUUGUCCUUGAUGCUGCGGCGCUGGAUCAUGGAGCUCAAGAGCGUCUGUCAUCCUUGCGCGAAUUCCUGUUCAGCACCUGUACUGGACUCAAGAAACACAGCCUCAACGUAAGCAGCAAGGUCCUCACCGUCCUCACGGCAUACCCGGUCCGCUACUACCCGCAGCUAAAGGCGCUGGCUCCGGAUGCCCCGAUUGUUGAGCGCGUGGAAGAGUGCUUGGCCUCCGCGGGGAUCUCGACAGCUGACGUGCUCGCAUUGUCGGUGGCGCUCAACGAACAAGCUUCACCUGCUGAACCUGUUGCAGAACAAGCACACGAAUCCAAGACGCACUCAUGCCAAGUCCAUCAUCACCUUCUAGCUGUCAUUGAUGAGCUUAUCGCCUCGAACCGAGCCCUCUCCGCGCGUCUUACAAUCGUGGAGGCUGCGCAACUAAAGUGUAAGCGAAAACAAGUACCCGAUGAGGAGCCACAGACACAAAAUACGUCGGAUCAAGAGCCAAAACCCAAGCGCAGAAAGAAAGCAACGACCAACCUGUCCAGCGCGUGGUUCGAAUGGUACACGCGGGUGCCACGCGUCUGGGACUCCGCCGACCGCCAGAAGAAGUCCGAGUUUCGCCACGUCACGGCGUUCAUGAAGCUCUUCUUGAGCGAAGGCUUCACGCUUGACCCCAAGGCGCCGCACUACAAGGAUCAAGUCCUGGACGCUGGCCGUCGGGCUGAGAAAGCCGUGCUUGUCUUCCUGAAGUCGCGCAACGUCAACGCCAAGGGAGCUGGAAGCGUCUUGCGUGCGCUGCGCCCACUCCACAAGAAUGGCGUCUUGGACGAGCGCAUUGCCGCAUACAAGACGCUACGCGCUGUCCGUAGAAUCGUUGAUCCUGCGCCUACAGAGACACAAGCCGUCUUAGCCACUGUAGGUCACGUCUAA